This is a messenger RNA of Arachis duranensis, 3342 nucleotides long. RefSeq lists its product as uncharacterized. The record is from RefSeq and is a predicted model, not a curated record. Gene Ontology annotation, cellular component: small-subunit processome; Pwp2p-containing subcomplex of 90S preribosome. Gene Ontology annotation, biological process: maturation of SSU-rRNA. The coding region runs from base 57 to 2906 and encodes 949 amino acids. Gene Ontology annotation, molecular function: snoRNA binding; protein binding. The transcript is spliced from 12 exons. NCBI's taxonomy places the organism in Eukaryota, Viridiplantae, Streptophyta, Magnoliopsida, Fabales, Fabaceae.
AUUAAACCUAUCUAAAACCCUUCUUGAGAGCAAAUCCACGUUUUUCAGCUGCAACCAUGGUGAAGGCCUACCUCCGUUACGAGCCGGCGGCAUCGUUCGGCGUCAUCGCCUCCGUCGAGUCCAACAUAGCCUAUGACAGCUCCGGCAAGCACCUCCUCUCUCCGGCGCUCGAGAAGGUCGGCGUCUGGCACGUCCGUCCAGGCAUCUGCACCAAAACCCUAACCCCUUCCCCUGCCUCUCGAGUUUCCUCCCUCGCCGUCACCUCCAUCGCCCCUGCCCCUUCUUCCUCCCAGGUAGCGGUUGGUUAUGCUGAUGGUAGCAUAAGGAUUUGGGACUCUGAUGCGGGAACUUGUGAGACCACGCUGAGUGGGCACAAGGGAGCCGUCACUGCUCUUCUUUACAACAAGGCUGCUUCGGUGCUUGCUUCCGGGAGCAAGGACAAUGAUAUCAUUUUGUGGGAUGUUGUUGGUGAGACCGGCAUGUUUCGCCUCCGCGGGCAUCGUGACCAGGUGACUGAUGUAGUAUUUGUGGGGUCUGGGAAAAAGCUAGUUAGUUCCUCGAAAGACAAGUUCUUGAGAGUGUGGGAUCUAGAUAGCGAGUAUUGUAUACAAAUUGUUGGUGGUCAUCAUGGUGAAAUUUGGUCUAUAGAUGUUGAUCCUGAGGAAAGGUAUCUGGUCACUGGUUCUGCAGACAAGGUGCUCCGGUUUUAUUCAAUCAAGCAUGAGUCUGUGGAUGGACAAUCUGUAAAUGCGGACAGUGCAGUGGUUGGUGAUGGAGGCUCUUCUGUUCAAAACAAAUGGGAAGUUUUGAGGCAGUUUGGCGAGAUUCAGCGGCAAAGCAAGGAGAGAGUGGCAACUGUGCAGUUCAGUAAGGCAGGGAAACUGCUAGCUUGUCAGGUUGCAGGAAAGACAGUUGAGAUAUACCGUGUUCUGGAUGAGGCUGAGGCGAAGAAGAAGGCAAGACGUCGGGUUCACCGCAGGAAAGAGAAGAAACAUGCCAAAGAGGCUUUGGGGGGAACUGAAAAUGGAGAAGUGAAUAAAGGGGUUAAAGGAGAUAUAACUUCCGAGACUCAAGGGCUCAUAGAAACAAGUAACCCUGCAGUUACUGUGCCUGAUGUUUUUAAGCUACUCCAUACCCUUAGAGCUAGCAAAAAGAUAUGCUCCAUAUCUUUUUGUCCAGUCACUCCUAAGAAUUCACUGGCUAGUUUAGCAUUGUCCUUGAACAAUAAUCUACUUGAGUUUUACUCCAUUGAAAGCAGUGAAGCAACAAAAACACUUGCUAUUGAGCUACAAGGACACCGUUCUGAUGUUAGAAGUGUCACACUUAGUUCGGACAACAGUCUUUUGAUGUCAACUAGUCACAAUGCAGUUAAGAUUUGGAACCCUAGCACUGGGUCAUGCCUAAGGACAAUCGAUUCUGGGUAUGGACUGUGCAGUUUAAUUCUGCCCUCUAACAAGUAUGGGCUUGUUGGAACUAAAGAUGGAACCAUAGAAAUUAUUGACAUUGGAAGUGGCACUCGUUUAGAAGCAGUGGAAGCUCAUGGUGCUUCUGUCCGUUCAAUUGCUCUCCUGCCAGAUAAAAAUGGUUUUGUCACAGGAAGUGCUGAUCAUGACGUUAAGUUUUGGGAGUACCAGUUGAAGCAAAGCCCCGGUCAAGCUACUAAGCAACUUAGUGUGUCAAACGUCAGUACAAUGAAGAUGAAUGAUGAUGUUCUUGUGGUUGCAAUAAGUCCCGAUUCUAAAUAUAUUGCUGUGGCGCUGUUAGAUAGUACUGUGAAGGUUCACUUUGCAGACACGUUCAAAUUCUUCCUUUCAUUAUAUGGCCAUAAGCUGCCUGUUCUUUGUAUGGAUAUCUCAUCAGAUGGAGAUUUAAUUGUGACUGGAUCAGCAGACAAAAAUUUGAAGAUUUGGGGUCUGGAUUUUGGUGAUUGUCAUAAAUCUAUUUUUGCGCAUGCUGACAGUGUUAUGGCAGUGCAAUUUGUUCCCAAGACACACUAUGUGUUUAGUGUUGGGAAAGAUCGGCUGAUAAAAUAUUGGGAUGCUGAUAAAUUUGAAUUGCUGUUGACUCUCGAAGGACAUCAUGCAGAUGUCUGGUGUCUUGCAAUAAGUAAUCGUGGUGAUUUCGUGGUCACUGGAUCUCAUGACCGAUCAAUCCGCCGAUGGGAUCGUACAGAAGAGCAGUUUUUCAUUGAGGAAGAAAAGGAGAAAAGGUUGGAGGAAAUGUUUGAGGCUGAUCUUGACAAUGGUUUUGAAAACAAGUAUGCACCAAAGGAAGAAGUACCGGAGGAGGGUGCUGUGGCUUUAGCUGGGAAAAAAACCCAGGAGACCCUUACUGCCAGUGACUUGAUUAUCGAGAGAUUAGACAUAGCAGAAGCUGAGAAAAAGCGUAUUGCAGAACAUGAGGAGGAGAAAAAUAAUAAAAAUGCUGCUGCAUUCCAAGCAAAUCCGCUUAUGAAUGGGCUUUCCCCUUCUGAUUAUGUUCUUAGUGCAUUCUCAGAUAUUCACUCCAAUGAUCUUGAGCAAACAUUAUUGGCUUUACCCUUUUCUGAUGCUUUGAAACUUCUGUCAUACUUGAAGGAUUGGACUUCAUAUUCAGAUAAGGUCGAGCUUAUUUGCCGGAUAGGAACACUACUGUUGCAGACACAUUAUAAUCAGCUGCUUACUACACCGGCUGCUAGACCUAUUUUGACUGCUUUCAGCGACAUUUUUUAUGAACAUGUCAAGGGAUGGAAAGAUAUCUUUGGUUUUAACCUUGCAGCGAUGGAUCAUAUCCAGCAAAUUCUGGCUACGAGAUCAGAUGCUAUUUUCCGUGAUGCAAGAUCUAAACUACUAGAGAUACAUGCUAAACAAUCGAAACAUGUAGCAGAAAGUUACGACACUGGAGAAGGGAAGAGGAGGAAGAAGUAGACAUAAUUAUCUACAUUUUUUUGGACAUAGUUUUGUUUGUGAUGAUAUUAUUCAUAUGAAGUUUCAUUUAGUAGGGCGAGGUUGACCCUGGAAUAUCAGUUUUUGAUGACAUUGCAGAUUCAGAGUUAUCACACAUUUUCCGCAAAGGAAAAUGAUGAGUACAGGUUCCACCACCAGAAACGGCUUAUGGCUUUCGUUAGCAAGUGACCCAUUUUACUUGAAGAACUGGAGGACGUGCUCAGUUACUAGAUAAUUAAUGUUUCAACCUGCAUUCCAUCUUUUGUUGUCAUGUUGACAUUUUCAUUUGAAGAGCAAGUUUUCCAGAAUGUAUCAUUACUGUUGUAUGCGGCUGAAGAAGAAAAUGUCGAUUCUUUAAUACAGUAUGUGUAAAACAUGACCUGCAUAAUUUAAUGCAAAUUGUCUCCACAAUUAGUUA